UACAUCUUCUGCGUAACUUGCGCCAGUGAGCGACGGUGAGCGGCUCUUCGGACGAUUGGUAAAAAAGAAUUUUAGAAUAAUUUUAAGUGUGUUUAUACGGUUUAAUUCUUAUUUAACAUAAUAAUCGAACUAUGAUAAUAACAUAAAUUAUAUUCCGAUAAGGAAUAUCAAAUAACGAGCAACAUUAUAUUCAUUUGAAAUUUGCGCGUAGUUAUAAACCGAUUUAAGAUAAUAUUAUUAUAGAUGUUUAAUCAAUUUCCGAUCCUUCGAAGCUGAAUGAUAAUCUUCUACGAUCGGACGUAUUUGUAUUUAUAUAAAAAGAUAUUUUAAUAGUUUCACGUGAAUCUUAAGAGAAAAGAGGAAAAUAUUUUCUUUUAAUAUGGACAAACCAGUUUCCUCGGAUAUCGUUCUAAUAGCGGGCAAUUCACAUCCAGAAUUGGCUAAUUUAAUCGCUAAUCGCCUUGGUGUAAAGCAUGGUGGAUGUUCCGUAUAUCAUAAAUCAAACCGUGAAACUAUGGUUGAAAUAAGUGAUUCCGUACGAGGUAAAGAUCUGUAUAUAAUUCAGACUGGUACAAAAGAUGUUAAUAAUAAUAUAAUGGAGCUCCUCAUCAUGGCAUAUGCCUGUAAAACGUCAUCGGCAAAAAAUAUUGUCGGCGUAAUUCCUUAUUUACCUUAUUCUAAACAAUGCAAGAUGCGUAAGCGUGGCUGUAUAGUUUCCAAACUCUUAGCAAAGAUGUUAUGCAAAAGUGGUUUAACACAUAUUAUUACUAUGGACUUACAUCAAAAAGAAAUCCAAGGAUUUUUCGAUGUUCCUGUAGAUAAUUUAAGAGCCAGUCCAUUUUUAUUACAAUAUAUUCAAGAGUCUAUACCUGAUUAUCACAAUUCUGUAAUCGUUGCAAGAAAUCCAGGAAGCGCAAAAAAGGCAACUAGUUAUGCAGAAAGAUUGCGUUUAGGAAUAGCAGUUAUACACGGAGAACAAAGAGAAGCCGAAUCAGAUAUGAAUGAUGGACGUUAUUCUCCACCAGCGUUAGCCUCAAGAACAAUGGAGGUUGGUGUAGGUGUGCCUAUGCAUCCUGCCAAAGAAAAGCCUCCGAUCAAUGUUGUAGGAGAUGUCGGAGGACGCAUUGCUAUUAUGGUGGAUGAUAUGAUAGAUGAUGUACAAUCCUAUGUAGCAGCGGCUGAAGUACUUAAAGAAAGGGGUGCAUAUAAAAUUUAUGUAUUAGCUACUCAUGGUUUACUUAGUUCGGAUGCACCAAGACUUAUCGAAGAGUCACCAAUUGAUGAGGUUGUUGUGACCAACACUGUACCUCAUGAUGUACAAAAAAUGCAAUGUCCAAAAAUCAAAACUGUUGAUAUAAGCAUUUUAUUAGCUGAAGCUAUUCGACGUAUUCACAAUAAAGAAUCAAUGUCUUAUUUGUUUAAAAAUGUUACAUUAGAAGAUUGAAAAUAUGUUGAUAAUAUGUAUGAUUUACAGUAAAUCUAAAUUUAGCAAACAUAAAAUUCAAUUUCAAUUAAGUGGCUGAAUUCUUCAUAUUAUUCAGUAUUGAGAUAACAUAAAACAUAUCUAUGUCUUAAUUGUGCAUAAUAUUUUUAUAACACAGAUUAUUUCUUAAAAGGAUAAAAUAUUUUAAUUACCAAAAGAUGUAAGUUUAUUUCUUAUACUUAACAUUUAUAAAAUUUGAUAAGAGCUCAAUAAUUAUAAAUUACAUGGUAAAAGAUAUGAUAACAUAAUUUACAUUUUUGAACUUACAUCAUUCAAUUUAAGCGAAUUUCUAAUCCACUAUCCAUGAUUGAAAUUACUUUAUAGUCUUACCCAUAAAAUCAUAAUUCUUUAUUUGAGCACACUAUAAUUUACAAUGAAAAUAUUUUAUAUGAAUCUAGCAAUUAUUAUUCACUUAUGUAAAAGACAACAGUAUUUUUAUGUUUGUCAUAUCAUUUUUAUGUUGAUGAUGUUAUUAAUUUUACAUUCUUAAAAAUUAUUAUGUAUUCUAGAUCCAAAAAUGAAUAAAUGUCUAUUAUUAAAUUAA
Messenger RNA from Vespa crabro (European hornet), 2027 nucleotides. RefSeq names its product phosphoribosyl pyrophosphate synthase-associated protein 2. Gene Ontology annotation, molecular function: ribose phosphate diphosphokinase activity; magnesium ion binding. Bases 380 to 1444 code for a protein of 354 amino acids. Gene Ontology annotation, biological process: purine nucleotide biosynthetic process; 5-phosphoribose 1-diphosphate biosynthetic process. Gene Ontology annotation, cellular component: cytoplasm; ribose phosphate diphosphokinase complex. The record is from RefSeq and is a predicted model, not a curated record. The transcript has 5 exons. Lineage: Eukaryota; Metazoa; Arthropoda; Insecta; Hymenoptera; Vespidae.